Molecule: messenger RNA, 780 nt
Organism: Camelina sativa (false flax)
Lineage: Eukaryota; Viridiplantae; Streptophyta; Magnoliopsida; Brassicales; Brassicaceae
Source: RefSeq, a predicted model, not a curated record
ACAGAAUUAUAUGACUACGAGGCAUCUUCACUGGAGAAUUACGCAGGCAAAAUUAGAAUGGAGGGCUUAACAUUGAUAGUAGUGAUGAUGUCAUGCUUUAUGUUGGGAGGGAAAGGUCAGCAGAUAAGCACGCCAUGCACCUCCUCCAUGAUCUCUACCUUCACUCCAUGUCUCAACUUCAUCACGGGAAGCAGCGGCGGCUCCGUCACUCCCACCGCUGGCUGCUGCGACUCCUUAAAGUCGUUGACCAACACUGGCAUGGACUGUGCUUGCCUCAUCCUCACCGCUAACGUCCCGCUGCCUACUGGCUUCAUCAACCGGACUCUCUCGCUUGCUCUGCCUCGUGCCUGCAAGAUGGGCGGUGUACCUGUUCAGUGUCAAGCUGCGGGGACUCCACUGCCAGCGCCAGGUCCGGUUCCAUUUUUACUGGCUCCACCACCGCCUGUGUCUGCUUUUAGCCCCGCAGCGUCCAAGGCGGCGGCAACACUUGUACCUGCACCUGCACCUGCACCUGCACCUGCACCGGAUGCUCUCGCAGAUGGACCGACGGCCCCCACAGCCAAACCCGGAAUUCGACCCGUUGUUCAGCCAAUGCAACCCAUCAGCCUGGCUCAAUUUUCUACUGCUCCGUUUCUACCGUUGCUUUUUAUUCUUCUAAUUCUGUUGACUUUGUAAGCCAGUCGGCGUCUCCAUUAUUCAUAUAAUACUACCCUUAUGUAUGUGUGUUCUCUCAGGUUUAUCCAUUACGAGUUCAAAGUUAUACAUAUGAUUCAUUAUAUA